UCUGUUCAACAGGCUCCUGACAGUCGUCACACUUGCUAUAAAAUGAAGAUACUGAAGUGUACUUUGGGUGUCCUGCUGUUCCUGCUGCUGUCUAUCGGGAGCUGUACGGAACAAUCCACGCCGAGUAAGACUCCCCAGCAGAGGCAGCCUCGUUCAGCAGACGGGGGAGAGGAAGGGAAGAAAUGUGGUUACACCUUCCUGGUCCCAGAACAAAAAAUCACAGGGCCAAUCUGCGUGAACACGAAUGGCCCGGGCACUGGGAACAGGAAAGAUGAAGUGACCAGGAUGGACAUCGAGAACCUGAAGGAUGUGCUGUCCAAACAGAAGCGGGAGAUUGACAUUUUGCAGUUGGUGGUGGAUGUGGACGGAAACAUCGUGAACGAAGUCAAACUGCUGAGGAAAGAAAGUCGGAACAUGAACUCGCGCGUGACCCAACUGUACAUGCAACUGCUGCACGAGAUAAUUCGGAAGCGCGACAACUCGCUCGAGCUUUCCCAGCUGGAAAACAAAGUCCUUAAUGUUACAACAGAAAUGCUGAAGAUGGCAACAAAAUACAAGGAGCUUGAAGUAAAAUACGCAGUGCUAACUGACCUGGUAAACAACCAGUCUGUGACUAUCUCGCUGCUGGAGGAGCAGUGCCUGAGGAUCUUCUCGCGCCAGGACCCGCACGGGUCCCCGCCCCUCGUGCAGGUGGUGCCGCAGCACAUUCCCAACAGCCAGCCCUACGCUCCCGUGCUGCUAGGAGGCAAUGAGAUCCAGAGGGACCCGGGCUACCCCCGGGACAGAGAUGUACGGCCGCCACCUGACCCUGCCACUUCUCCUACAAAGAGUCCUUUCAGACUACCACCUCUGGCUUUGAUUAACGAGGGUCCAUUCAAAGACUGCCAACAAGCCAGGGAAGCUGGGCACGCCAACAGCGGCAUUUACAUGAUCAAACCCAAAAACAGCAACGAGCCAAUGCAGCUCUGGUGUGAGAACAGCCUGGACCCUGGAGGAUGGGCAGUUAUCCAGAAGAGGACAGAUGGAUCUGUCAACUUUUUCAGGAACUGGGACAGUUACAAGAAAGGAUUUGGGAACAUCGAUGGAGAAUACUGGCUGGGACUGGAGAACAUGUACCUGCUCACCAAUCAGGAUAAUUACAGACUCUUGAUUGAGCUGGAGGACUGGAGCAACAAGAAGGUCUAUGCAGAAUACAGCAGCUUCCGCCUGGAGCCCGAGAGUGAAUUCUAUCGGCUGCGCCUGGGCACGUACCAAGGCAACGCCGGGGACUCCAUGAUAUGGCACAACGGAAAGCAAUUCACAACACUGGACAGGGACAGGGACAUGUAUUCAGGAAACUGUGCUCACUUCCACAAGGGCGGCUGGUGGUACAACGCGUGUGCCCACUCCAACCUCAACGGGGUCUGGUACCGAGGGGGUCACUACAGGAGCAAGUACCAGGAUGGAAUAUUUUGGGCUGAGUACCGGGGGGGUUCCUACUCCUUGAAAGCAGUUCAGAUGAUGAUCAGACCUAUAGACUGA
Messenger RNA from Cinclus cinclus, 1521 nucleotides. RefSeq names its product angiopoietin like 1 (gene ANGPTL1). The record is from RefSeq and is a predicted model, not a curated record. The transcript is spliced from 4 exons. Gene Ontology annotation, biological process: cell surface receptor protein tyrosine kinase signaling pathway. NCBI's taxonomy places the organism in Eukaryota, Metazoa, Chordata, Aves, Passeriformes, Cinclidae. Bases 43 to 1521 code for a protein of 492 amino acids.